AUGCCUACUACAUCAAAUUGCGCUAUGCUCUCUACACCUGUGCACAAAGAGCAGAACAGCCAAAAAACUUUCAAAGUACAUACUCAAUCGAAGGAAAACUCAAAAGAAAACUCAUUAAGCAACUCUUCAAUACAAAAAAUUAAACUUCCAAAAGAAAGUCAGAAAAGAACUCGUUCAAGUCCUGAAAUUCGUCGUUCAAAAAAUGCUGAACAAACUAAAAAACAAGCUAAAUUAGAUAGUUACUGGCUAGACAAUCCAAGCCGUUCCGUAAAUAGAUUUUCAGUACUAGAAACAGAAGAAGAAGAAGUUGAAGAAGUGACACAACAUGCGGAAAAACAGCCCAAACCUCCACCAAUAUUCGUAGAUAGGGUGAAUAACAUAAAUCCUCUCAUAAAUCUUUUGUCCUCACAAGUAGAAAACAAUUUUGAGCUAAAAGUUUUAAACAACGAAAAGGUAAAAAUCCAAGCAAAAACAACUGAGUCUUAUGUUACAAUAGUAAAGCAACUCGAAUCGAAAAAAACCGAAUUUUAUACCUACAAGCCUAAAGAUGAACGAAAUUUUAAAGCUAUCUUGAGAAAUAUGCAUUCGUCUGUCAAUACCGAGGACAUUAAAACAGCUCUGGCGGAAAUAGGCCAUAAAGCUCUAAACGUGUUCAAUAUGAAACACAGAGAAUCGAAAAAAACCACUUCCUCUCUUCAUUGUAGAACUUGA
Molecule: messenger RNA, 711 nt
Organism: Teleopsis dalmanni
Lineage: Eukaryota; Metazoa; Arthropoda; Insecta; Diptera; Diopsidae
Exons: 1
Coding region: 1-711 (236 amino acids)
Source: RefSeq, a predicted model, not a curated record